CAUCCUGUCCACAUGGCUGUUGUGUUCUACCCAAGGUGGCUACAUUUUCGCAAGUGGGUGUGCAAUCCCGGCAUGUAUCCUAGCUAUAAAAUGCUCUAAAAUGCUUCAGAGUGAAUAGAAAGAGAAAAGUCAUUAUGAUUCCUUUGCAGAUAGCCCCUGUCCUGGAUGCCCUGACCAGUGGUUUGGUUACAGGAACAGCUGUUACUUCUUCUCCAAGAUGAAAAAGGAUUGGAAUUCUAGCCAGGCAACCUGUUCUGCAGAAGGAUCACAUCUCCUGGUGAUCAGUGAUGCCAAGAAAAUGGACCUGUUCUUGGGAAUGCACAUAAAUUACCACUGGAUUGGUCUGAGGAACAGCACAGGCAGUGGCUGGACCUGGGAAGACGGCUCAAAACUCAACAAUACAAAGGUCAUCUCUAACAGCCCCGUGCAGCACUGUGGCGUCCUGGUGAGGGGUGCCCUCCAGGCCUCCAGCUGUGCAGCUGAUUUACCAUGGAUCUGUGAGAAAUCCCCCAAGUAACCUCCUCCUGCACUUUCCCACAGAAUAGUCUUCACUCACACUCAGCCAAUGGAUCUGGACCCCAACAGCGCAUCCAGACCUGCCUAAUCCUUGUUCCCAGUGGGGCAGGCGGGUGCUGCUCCUAGUAGGAGGUUUGUGUCACCAUUGCCCUCUGUUGAAAUUGCACAGCCAUGUAGGAGACUGAAAUCUGAUUCAUGGACUUUCAGCUCCCUGAGGCUGGAGCUCUGAGAGUGAGUUCUGUGCAAAAAACCUAGAUCCAUUUGCAGUCCUCAUCUUUCAGGGCUGGGAGCAUAGCAGAGACCUGCUGACGUUAUCUUUGUUGCCAUGGAAAAGACCUGAGUAUGAUUCCCAAUCUUAGUCUUUCUCACUCUGCCCCAGUGCCUAGGUUAUUAGUGUGACAGCGGCUGGGCUCAGUGACCCCUUAGGGAUACACUUCUGUGUUGCUGAGCAGAUGCUAGACUUUAUUUUCAGUCCAUGUUUCUCAUUUCUUUGGCACCAGGAAUGCUGCAGAAGCUGGGCCUUCUGCCCCUACUGAAUUGUUCUCUACUUGCUGUGCAGUAAACUGGCUUCAGUUCCGCUCCCAAAAUCUGUGUCUCAUUUGUGCCCCAAGACCAGGAGUGCUGUGAAGGGAACAGAGGAAGAUUAAAUGAGACUGGGUGACCUUUGUCAGCCCAGAAAUGAAAGUAAACUUCUAACUCCAAUAGCUGAGGUGACGCGUCGGGGGUGGGGGUGGGGUGGGCAUGCAGGAUCAAGUGCCCCUCCAGCAGCUGCCCGAGCGGGGCAGGGCCAGAGCCGGAGCAGAAGGGGCUGGGCUAGAGCCUCUUCUGGUCACGGUGGGAUGCUGCCCAGUGCAGCGCAGCAGCUAACUGGAAGAGCGCCUGGCUGUGGAAGCGGUGGGCUGCCCCUGCCCAGGCUUGGCUUCUGGGGACAGCGACCGAGUGAACCGGAGCCCCCCACCCCUCAGCAUGUUUGACCACUGUCCCCGGAAGCCAAAGCCGGGGAAGGAAGCGGGCAGGGAGCGCAGGGGCCCCCGGGCUGGGGGAGGGGAGGAAACAUGUGGAGGUCACGUGUCGUCCCCUUUAGCUCAUGUCCCCUAGUGUGGGGAGGCACCAGUCUGUCCAAUAGUGUAAUGAACCAGGCAGUCUGUGUCUGUAUCACCACUGUCCUCUUUUGGAGCAAAUCAGAACUGUUUAGCAAUGUAUGAGAUUUGGAAGGAUUCGACUUUUAUUGGUAAAUGUUGAUUUCACUGUACACACAAACUGAUGAAAAAAAUAUUUCCAUUGAUAAUCAAAAUGU
Molecule: messenger RNA, 1813 nt
Organism: Terrapene triunguis (Three-toed box turtle)
Lineage: Eukaryota; Metazoa; Chordata; Testudines; Emydidae
Gene: KLRG1
Product: killer cell lectin like receptor G1
Exons: 3
Coding region: 218-517 (99 amino acids)
Source: RefSeq, a predicted model, not a curated record